Messenger RNA from Moneuplotes crassus, 612 nucleotides. NCBI's taxonomy places the organism in Eukaryota, Ciliophora, Spirotrichea, Euplotida, Euplotidae. The record is from the annotation of a GenBank genome assembly.
AAUAUAAUAAUAUUUUAACAAUGGGGAGAGAUAGAGACCUAAGCAAGGAUCGUAGAAGAUCCCGCUCCAGAGACAAGACUCGUGAUAAGAAGAAAAAGAGGAGUUCCUCCAGAGAUAAAAGGAGAAAAUCCAAACGUGACGAUAGCUAUGAACGUAGAAGAAGAAAGGAUGACAAGAAGAAAAGAAGAAGGAGAAGGUCUUCUUCAAGUGACUCCAGUGGGCAUAGAGGUAAGAGCAGAAAAAGUAGAAGAAGGUCCAAUUCAAGAGAGAAGGAAGCUAAGAGGCAAGCUAGACUGGCCAAAGCCAGACUUCUUAGUCUUCAAUUGAUGAAUCAAGAUAAUGAAUUAGAGGAAGAUAUGCCUCUUAAGCAAGAAGAGGAGUAUGAUGAGAAUGCCCAGUUUAAAGAGCAACUGAGGCUUUUUGAAGAAUCUGGACUUGAAGGAAAGAAACUCACUGAGGAAGAGAAAAAUGAAAAUGGUGAGAAACCUGAUAUUGCUGACGAUACUAAAACUGGUGAGGAGCUUAAAGAAGAUUCUAGAAUUAAAUCGGAUGCUCUAAAGCCGAAGAAUGCUGCUCAAGAUGCCAACAAGAUAACGAUAAGGAUUCGUUAGA